CCAGGGCAAUUUGUGAAGCAUAUACCUAAGAAUGAACAACUGCGUUUCCUCUUCCUGAGAUCAAUUUGGUCACAUCUUCGGGGACAAAAUAUAUAUACACAUAAGUAUAUCACCAUGGCACUGGUGGUGUAUUGGUAUGAUUUCGUUUGUUUUGGCAUUGUGGCUGCUGCUUUUAUUGGAUCCUGGUGGGUGCUAUGGAGGAAGGAGCGUGCCUCCAGAUGUGAUGAUAAUACCAUUUAUGAAAGCCUGAUAGCCUCUCGACCAGACAGUGAUGGCUUUGUACGUGCCAUCCCCAAGGCUCAUGUUGGCUCAUCCCAGCUUUGGACCAGUUGCUGGAAGGGGGUGCACCCUGGAUGGCUCUUGCUCACUCGUUUCGUGUCCCUCGUCGCCAUGGCCGGAUUCUUGUCCUGGGAUAUUGCGGAUUGGGGUGCAAGCAUCUUUGUCUACUACACUGAGUGGACAUUUACAUUAGUUAUAAUCUAUUUUGGGCUGGGGACAAUUGUAUCUGCAUAUGGAUGUUGGGUUUACCGAAAGGAUCCCCCUUCUGCAAAUGGGGUAAGAGAUGAGUUUGUGACAACGGAUAUUGAAGAAAGUAUAACUACAAACACUUUGACUUACGGGGAAAACGAAGUAAGAGGCAGCAUCAAAUUGCAAAGCCACUAUGCUGAGGAGGUGAUUCAACACCGAGCUGGAUUUUGGGGAUAUCUUAUGCAAACUAUCUAUCAGACUUGUGGGGGUGCUGUUAUCCUAACAGAUAUCGUAUUUUGGUGUAUUAUUGUACCUUUUUUAUCCAAUGCUCAUCUUGCACUGAAUAUGUUGAUGGGUUGCAUGCACACAUUGAAUGCUGUUUUUCUUCUGCUAGACUCGGUGCUCAAUAACCUUCCAUUUCCUUGGUUUCGGCUUGCCUACUUUGUCCAGUGGAGCUGUCUCUACGUUGUUUUCCAAUGGGUCAUUCACGCCUGUGGUUUUUCUUGGUGGCCGUAUCCUUUCCUUGAGCUGAACAACCCUUGGGCUCCUUUAUGGUAUUUCUCUCUGGCUGUGGUUCACAUACCCUGUUACGGCAUAUAUGCGCUGAUUAUAAAGGCGAAAAAUAGAAUUCUUUCCAGAUUGUUUCCUCAUGCUUUCCUGAGGUCAUACUAGUUUCUUGAUAGAAAUGUCUUUCAUUCUUCAUUCCGAUUGCACGCUUGAGUUGAGUAUGUAAUGCCGGAAAUAUUCAAGGCCAAGCCGGUUCCCUCUGGAAAAUGGUGGCUAUUUGUCAUUGGACAGUGUCCGAGUGGUUGUUGCAUACAUAUAUUUCUAAUUUAUGUGAAAUAUCAUCAGAUAUGCGCUUUGUUAGUACAAAGAAA
Molecule: messenger RNA, 1346 nt
Organism: Mangifera indica (mango)
Lineage: Eukaryota; Viridiplantae; Streptophyta; Magnoliopsida; Sapindales; Anacardiaceae
Exons: 8
Coding region: 115-1140 (341 amino acids)
Cellular component (GO): membrane
Source: RefSeq, a predicted model, not a curated record